CGGAUGAAGUAAUUCGAAUCGGAAAGAAAAAUCGGGUUUACUCCUUCUUUCAUCGGUGGAAAUCAAGUUCUGUCGAUAUGUCUACCGUUGCGGAAUUUCUGAGGUUGCUUGGGGGUUCCGAAGCAACCCAGGACCUCGAGCGCCGAGGUAUGCUUACGUCAUUGUACGACGAGCACUUACGCCGCCACCUGACGCCGGUCAUUCUGGAACCUUCCGGCAACGACGGUGUCACGGCGUUCCCCGAUAGCGACGGCGAAUGGGAUGGCAUGGAAGAAGAAGAAGAGGAAGAAGAAGAAGAAGAAGAAGAGGAAGAGAUGUCGAGGUUGGAAAUCCACUUUGACGGGGGAGAGUUGAUGAAUAUUGUGAUGGUGACGGAGGAUGAGCUGCGGGAUCUACAACUGAGGGUGACGAGGGCUCGAGAAGCGGCGAUUGACAAGUCGUUGACGGAGGUUGGGGCCGCUUGGGAAGAAGGCCUGGAGUGCUGCGUUUGUUUGGACGAGAUCUGUGGCGGGCCUGGCGGGGAGGCCCACGAAGAAGAAGCCAGGCCCAAGAGGACGCCGUGCGGCCAUGUUUUCCAUGGAGACUGCAUCCGUCACUGGUUGAAGGUCGGCACCGAGACUUGUCCUGUCUGUAGGUUUCAGAUUUUGCCGUCGCAGCCGAAUGCUGCUUGAACUUUGUAUUUAGCUUUAAUUAUGAAUGUAAAAAUUAUGUCGCGUAGUAAGCAAAACUCGAGGCUUCUUGAUUUUAUUUUUAAUUAAUAAUCUCUUCACAU
This is a messenger RNA of Linum trigynum, 772 nucleotides long. The record is from the annotation of a GenBank genome assembly. Lineage: Eukaryota; Viridiplantae; Streptophyta; Magnoliopsida; Malpighiales; Linaceae.